AGUACCUUUAGGGAAUUAAUGAGUGUGAUUGAUGCUAUUAUAGGGGAAGGGAAAUAGCUACUGUGCAAGAAGAACAGGAAGUUGUUCGAGAUUGUAAAUAUGAAACGUUUGAUCUCCUGAACAUAGAAUCUAACAAUAAAGCAGCAUGCAUUACAUUUUGAGAGGAAUUUAGCAGAGGUCGGAAAUCUUCUGUGCCUAUAUGCUUAAAAUAAAGCCAAGAUCAAAUCAAGAUCAGAGCUGAAUAGUCUCUCGAUUCGAUUGUAUAUAUCUCAAGCCAAGAAGCGUGUGAAAAUGGCUAAUCUUAUCAAUAGUUUCUAUGGAAUUUCAUUAGGCUAUUUUAAGAUUAUAUGAUGUCUUCCUACACCCCCUAUCAAUAUCGUUAAUUUUAGAUGAUUUGAUCGGGCAUUGUAUAAACUUCUCCCAAAUAUAACACGAGAUUUGCACAUUAUGAAUUUCAAAAUUACCCAAAAUCAGAUGAUCAGAAUCUUUUGAUAUGUUGAACACCUCGAACUACUCACUCUGAGUUCCUGCCAUCUUGAGCCGAUCACUCAUAAAUUCCCACUAAAGAAAGAGCAAAAGAUUGGGCAAUUAAGUCUAAUGAAAAGCAUGAGCUUCACACGCGAAAUUCUUAGUAUCUUUGGGCCUGAACUAACAUCAAUAUUACAUAUAAUCUCAGAGUCAAGCCUAUCAGAGUCUAUUAAUAUGAUACAAAUAAGCAAAUGCUCGGAGGUUCUCGAAUCAGACACAAGUCAGGAUCCAGAUGGAGUCAUACUUAAGACAUAUGAAUCCCAACUUCAAGAACAGUUUAAUCUGCCUUCUAUAAGACUGACUUAGGAGAAGGAACUGAGAUCAUUUUGGAAACCUGAUAAAUAAAAUGAGUUCUUUCAAUU
This is a messenger RNA of Moneuplotes crassus, 890 nucleotides long. The record is from the annotation of a GenBank genome assembly. NCBI's taxonomy places the organism in Eukaryota, Ciliophora, Spirotrichea, Euplotida, Euplotidae.